Fragaria vesca subsp. vesca is the source of this 435-nucleotide messenger RNA. RefSeq names its product hydroquinone glucosyltransferase-like. The coding region runs from base 1 to 435 and encodes 144 amino acids. Lineage: Eukaryota; Viridiplantae; Streptophyta; Magnoliopsida; Rosales; Rosaceae. The record is from RefSeq and is a predicted model, not a curated record. The transcript has a single exon. Gene Ontology annotation, molecular function: UDP-glycosyltransferase activity.
AUGGGAGAGUCAUUUAUGGAGAGAACAAAGAACAAGGGCAUUGUAUUGAAAGCUUGGGUAAGCCAGCAGGACAUUCUAGAACAUCCAGCCAUUGGAGGGUUUGUGAAUCACUGCGGUUGGAACUCGGUUAUGGAAGCGGCCCGGGAAGGGAUUCCGGUGCUGGCGUGGCCGCAACAUGGGGAUCAAAGAGUGAACGCUGAGAUUGUGGAGAAGGCAGGGUUAGGGAUAUGGGAGAGGAAAUGGGGAUGGGGACUUGAAGGGUUGGCGAGUGCUGAAGAGAUAAGAAAUAAGAUUGUGGAGCUGAUGGAACAUGAGAAGGUGAGGAGUUGUUCUAAAAAGGUUGGGGAAGAGGCUAGGAAAGCUAGUGGGGUUGAUGGAAAAUCUGAGAAGGUGGUCAUGGAAAUCAUGCAGUCUUUGAUGCAGAAGAGAAACUAG